AUGCUUGCUAAACGGUGUCUGGAAAAAUCACCUGCAUUCAUUAAAUCUUUGGAAUUUAUAUUCCCAACAGCCAAAAUGGGUGGCGUUGUUAGUUCUGGUCAGAAUAAUGAUGACCUUAUAGACAAUUUACUUGAAGCAGACUAUAUAAAGACGCCAAUAAUUGAAAGAGUUUUUCGUGCUGUUGAUAGAGCCGAAUAUUUUCUCCCCGAAGGCAAAUCACACGCUUACAAAGAUUUAGCAUGGAAAUGCGGCAAUCUCCACUUAUCGGCCCCAUGUAUCUACAGCGAAGUAAUGGAAGGUCUCCGGCUAGAACCAGGUUUGUCAUUUUUAAAUCUUGGGUCAGGAACUGGCUACCUAAGUACAAUGGUAGGACUUAUUCUUGGUACUUAUGGAGUCAACCAUGGCAUAGAAUAUCGUCGUGAUGUAAUAUGGUACGCCAACAAAAAACUUGAAGACUUCAAAAGACAUUCAGGAGCUGUAGAUGAAUUUGAUUUUUGUGAACCCAAGUUUGUACAAGGGAAUUGUUUGUGCCUUACCAGUGACUGGAAUGCUCAAUAUGAUAGAGUUUAUUGCGGAGCAGCUUGUCCGGAACAAUUUGAAAGUUAUAUGAAGAAUUUACUCAAAGUUGGUGGUAUACUUGUCAUGCCUUUGAAUGAUCAACUGAUGCAAAUUAAACGCAGCUCUACUACAUAUUGGGAAACUACAUCUCUGCUGCCAGUUUCUUUUGCUUCACUAAUCCAAGUUGUAAAUGAACAAGAGGUCCAAAUGAUCGAAGUGGAGCCCCUUUCCCUGCAAGUUUUGUGCCGUUCAGUAAUCCGUAACAUUUUGAGGAAGAACGUUGAAAAGGAGAAUCCCCCUAUUAAGAGACAACUUACUGCUAAUAAAGCCCCAAAGAAAAAGAGAGCUCUAAGGAGAUUGGUCGCCAGAGUUUUGGAACGUGGACGAGCUGCAUUUGCAGAUGAAGAAGAUGGUUUUCUAAAUUUCGUACUGGGCGCAUUUAAUGAUAGAAAUUUCGUAGCGUAUCAAACUGAUCUAGAGAAUAACAGCAGCAGUAGAGAAAACAAUACGGAAACGGAGCAAUCUAGCGAAGACAAUAGAAUGGAAACUGAUACUACGGAAUCCGCAGAUGAGCAUAAGAAGUCUACAAGAAAUCCUGUGAUUCAUACACAAGCGGUAAUUGAGCAAAAACCUACAAUAAGUACUAGUAGGAAUGAGGCCGACGAAGGACCAAGUAACACGAAUACCGAAAUGAAAUCAUCUUCACCUGAAAAAUCUUCCCCCACGGCCCAUGUCUUGAAUGAAACAGUAGAAGAACACACGGUUAUAAGCCGGAGAGCAGAUGGUGAGGACGUUGAAGAAGAAAGUGGCGAACCACGAGGUGAAACUGCUCCACCAACUGCCGAGCAAUUAAAUGAAAGUGGUCCGAGUCAGGAAAGAGUUCAAGAUGAUGGUAAAAAGAAUAAAAAAAGGGAGAAAGUCGAUAGUGGCUUGGGAGAUGAGAUAGUCGAAGCUCACAGUGUUUCAUCAGAUGAAGAAAGCGUUGAUGAUACUCAUUCAAGUAGCGACGACGAAGAUGACGCUCAGAAAGAAAAACGCAACAAACGUACCCAAAAGUCCGAAAACAAAAAUUUGUCGUCGUUAAAAUGGCGCCGUAUCGAAACCAAUAUAAACACAAUAGUGACUAAUAGCAGCAGCGAUAACGAAACCGAGGAACCUAAAGACAACGAGAUGAAGAUGUAUGACAGUCCCUAUACGGAACAUAUUAAGGCCAAAAUUCAACAGUUGCCAUUACCGACAUGUCUAAAAAGAUACCUCAAUUAUUAUAGAGAAUGUUAGUUAAUUCGUUUGUUACUUAUUAUUUCUUUAUCUCUUAAUGGGUCAAGGGCCAAAUUUAAUUAAUGUAUCAUCUUAAUAUCUACCUUAUUUCUGAUAUUAGAUUUUCAACAUGUUGAAAACGAAACGAUUGUCUAGUUAAA
Diabrotica balteata is the source of this 1976-nucleotide messenger RNA. Lineage: Eukaryota; Metazoa; Arthropoda; Insecta; Coleoptera; Chrysomelidae. The record is from the annotation of a GenBank genome assembly.